UAAAGCGGCUAAUGUUUUGACACGAGAACACAUGCUCCAGUGCGAUAAGUCUCUCAAUAAGAUCCCCAAAAGUGUCCAUGUCAGCGGGAUCUUCUGAACUUUGUCCCAGACUCGGACUCUGACCCAAACUGGGGACGCGGGCGGAGUCUUGGGUUCAGAGCAAAACGAGUAGAUAGCACUUGUAUUUUCUCCUUUUAUAAUUAUUUCAGUGCCCAUGAUGAGGAGACUUCUGUUGGUGUCUAACUCCACUCUGCACGGCAGCGGUUACCUGGACCACUGUCAACAGCAAAUCACAGACUUCUUUGGAAAGGACGUGAAGAAGGUGCUGUUUGUCCCUUACGCUCUCCACGACAGAGACGGCUACACCAAAACCGCUCGAGACAAGUUUCGGAGUCUGGGUUAUGAAGUGGACGGGAUUCAUGAGGCAGCUGACCCAGUUGAGGCUGUCCGGAAAGCAGAAGCGAUAUUCAUAGGAGGUGGUAACACAUUUCGUCUGUUGAAGACCCUCUAUGACAACAAGGUGGUUUCAGAGAUCAGGAAGCGAGUUCUUGAGGAUGGCGUUCCAUACAUGGGCUCCAGUGCUGGAACCAACGUUGCAACGAUCAGCAUUAGCACCACAAACGACAUGCCCAUCGUUUACCCACCGUCCUUUGCGGCGAUCGGCCUCGUUCCCUUCAACAUCAACCCGCACUACCUCGAUCCAGACCCCAACAGCCGACACAUGGGGGAGACCAGGGAGCAGCGGAUCACCCAGUACCACGAGGAGGUGGAAACCUGUGUUCUGGGACUGAGAGAAGGCUGCAUGCUGCUGGUGGAGGGAAACAAAGCCACACUGCUGGGCUCCACAGACGCCCGCCUCUUCAACAGAGGGAAGCCGUGUGUGGAGUUUAAACCCGGCAGUGACCUGAGCUUCCUGCUGACAGACGCACAAUGACCAAUCACAGGACAGAAUCCAUCUCACCUCAGAGAAAGCUUGAAUUAAUAAAUGUGAUGUUUUAAAAUGCUGCCAAUUACUAUUGU
This is a messenger RNA of Boleophthalmus pectinirostris (great blue-spotted mudskipper), 1020 nucleotides long. Its product is annotated as Alpha-aspartyl dipeptidase-like. The coding region runs from base 215 to 934 and encodes 239 amino acids. The record is from RefSeq and is a predicted model, not a curated record. NCBI's taxonomy places the organism in Eukaryota, Metazoa, Chordata, Actinopteri, Gobiiformes, Gobiidae. Gene Ontology annotation, molecular function: serine-type peptidase activity. The transcript is spliced from 9 exons. Gene Ontology annotation, biological process: proteolysis.